Molecule: messenger RNA, 2022 nt
Organism: Aspergillus uvarum CBS 121591
Lineage: Eukaryota; Fungi; Ascomycota; Eurotiomycetes; Eurotiales; Aspergillaceae
Product: putative C6 transcription factor
Exons: 3
Coding region: 1-2022 (673 amino acids)
Biological process (GO): regulation of DNA-templated transcription; response to xenobiotic stimulus
Molecular function (GO): DNA-binding transcription factor activity, RNA polymerase II-specific; zinc ion binding
Source: RefSeq, a predicted model, not a curated record
AUGGAUCCAUCCAGCCAAUCCCCCGGGAACAUCACCCCCUUCUGCAUCGGUAUGACAUUCGACACCAUCUCCCAGGCGCGUCACACCCUUCUCCGCCAUACAGCCGACCGCCAUGAAUCUUACCUCGUCGCCAAGUCAGACCCCGCCCGCCACAUCACCAAGUGUCGGGAUCCUCUCUGUAAAUAUGAGGUCCGAAUUGGGACCAAGAAAGGACAGCCUCGCGUGACGGUCUACCACCCCCACACGUGUCCCCCGUCCACCCACGACAACUGGAAGCAGUCCCGGUCGUCCAAGCUGAAGCCGGAAUAUGUCGCGGCCGAUGGGGGGAGUCGAAAGUAUGCACGACGCGACUUGCAGUCAUCGAGUGAUGAGGAGGGUGAUGGCUUGGACCGGAAGCGGCAGCGAUCGCGCCAGGCCUGCACGCAGUGUCGGUCGCGGAGAGUCAAGUGCGAUGGCAAUGUUCCAUGCAGCAUGUGCGCGAGCUCCAACGUCGAUUGCGAGUAUGUUUCGAGCGCGCAUCCGGGAUCUGCACGGCGAACUGUACCAGACGGUGGUCACGUGGCUGCGCAAGGAACCAGCGCGGUUCGCACCGACAGCCCGUCAGCUCCUCAAGGGAUUUUGGAGCCCUGGAAGCAGCGGUUCGUGGGGCGUCAGUCCUCGGUCGCGUUUCCUCUCUUCGUGGGGCUGGACGUGCAGGCUCCCAAUCCCCCACGCCUGCAUUCAUUCGCCUACAACCCGGGACUCCGACGGGAACCGGAAACCCGCGUUCGAUUUCAAAUUGCCGAGGUCAUCGACUGGGAAGUGGCCAAACGCCUGAUAGAUGUCUACAUGGCCGCCAUUCACCCAUUGUUCAACUUCCUGGACCACGAGAAACUGCGUCAGCGGGCCGAGGACCAUUGGCACAGGAAACCUCAGGGGUUGAGUUUUGAGGCGGUGAUCGGCGGGGUCGUGGCACUGGGGUCGCUGUUCCACGGUGCCGAAGCAGCAUUGACCCAAGAGAAGGAGUUGUGGGCCGUGCAGCACGCGAAAAGCAUCCUCGAGGACUACGUCGCCGGCCGAUUCCCGACCAUCGAGCACGUGGCCGCAUACUUCCUGCGCACGCUAUACAUGCGCACGACGAGUAGACCACAUGUCUCCUGGCUCUGUAGCUGCACCAUGAUGCAUCUUGUCGAGGCUACGGGACUCCAACACGGGCCUGACGGCUUCAUGCUGGCGCCCGGCAGGGCCCCGCCCGACACGGCAUCACGACAGCCGUACAACCCCAGACGCACUGCGCAGGUGGCCGAAUGUCUGCAAACGCUGAUCGCCUGGGACUAUGGGCGGUCCGUGAUGAACCCCACGCUGCAUGCACGGCAAGAGGACUUCUCUGCCACCUUCAAAACCGACCUUUCUUCCCAACUCUGUUCCUUGGUUCAGGCUAUACCUGUGAGCACUCCUAGCCGGGAAGUCGGCGCAGGCGCCGAAGAUCAAGUAUCCGCGCUGCGGAAGGUCAUCCGUAUCAAAGUCGAUCAUGACUUCCUGGUGCUGGUGAAAGCCGAUCUCAUUUUCUGCCUAUACCGUCGGCUGCGCCUGAUCAACUUCCACUUCCACCCACAGCAGAUUGAAGAGAUCAUCAGCGCGGGGACGGCCGCGCUCGCCCCGGCGCAAAGACUGGUCUUUAUGGACCAGCCCUGGUGGAAUGUUCUGGGCACUGUGUUCCAGUUCAUCUGUGUCCUGCUGGCGCUCGACACGCCGGACAGUCUGGCUGUGAUCCCCCGCGCGAUGGAGACUCUGCAGAGUAUUGCCGACCGGCUCAACACGCAUUUAGCUACGGAGGCGCUGGCGACCGUCCGACAGCUCGUGCGGGCGUCCGCAAACAAGAAGCGCAAGGGCAUCGACCACCUCGAGCGCUCGCUGGGCGAGGGCACCCACGGCCUCGGGGACGACACGGUCAUCCCCACUGCGCCGGACGAUGUCUCGUUCUAUCCUUUUGCGCAGCCGGACGCGAUCGACCUGGACUUUUUCCUGAAUAUGAGUUUCUAG